CGAAGGAGAGCAAAGAGAGGAACGGAGAGGAGAGACAGUCCUUUUUUCGAAGAUAAUCUUAUUGUUAGAAUUUGGACAAUAUCCCUUGGAAAGUUCCUACUCAAAGGGUCGAACAGAAAACCAUUCAAGUUAAACGCUUACGGUACGACUUACAUUGGGUUACAUCAUUUAGUAAUUAGAAUUACAAUUAGUAUGAUCAAGAUAGCACAAAAGAAUAAUGUGUGCAGUGGUAAGUGAUGGAGCAGGUGGUAGUUGGUAGCAAGCAGGGAGUCCAGGCGCACGUAUUACAAGUUGGUACAAAGUUUAUAAUGUCGCGUGCAAAAAUAAUAUUUCUUGAAACGACGAAAAUCCUUUAAAUUGCAUCUGCACUUACUCUGGCUUACUUUCUUUUAAAUAAUUUAAAGCAAUUUAAAAAAACCCGCUACUGUAUGUAUGCAUACACGCGCAUUUUAGUUGGGUGAAUUUUUCCCACGCGGCACUAGAAACUUUGUGUACGUGACCUUGGUACAAGCAGGCAAACAGUAUGUAUGUAUUACAUAUCCGACACAUACACAUACACAUAUACGGCAUGAAAGAUGAAAUAUAAAAAAUGGCGUCGGCACUAGAAAAUUUAGAAACACAGUUGGAACUUUUUAUUGAAAAUGUAAGACAAAUACGAAUUAUUGUGAGUGACUUUCAACCUCAAGGACAGAAUGUAUUGAAUCAGAAGAUUCAAGGUUUGGUAAAUGGUUUACAAGAAAUAGACAAACUCAAGUCUCAGGUUCAGGAUGUCCAUGUACCUUUGGAGGUUUUCGAUUAUAUCGAUCAAGGCAGAAAUCCCCAGCUGUAUACGAAAGACUGUAUCGAAAAAGCAUUAACCAAAAAUGAACAAGUAAAAGGCAAAAUAGAUGCGUAUCGUAAAUUCAAAGCAAAUAUGUUAGUAGAAUUAACUAGAGUGUUUCCACAUGAAUUGGCUAAAUAUAGAGCGAUACGGGGCGACGAAUGAAAAAGUAAUUCGCCGAUAUUCUUGUCCGCUUUCCUAUCAUUAAUUUCUGUAUCUGAUCGUAAUCAUGUAUCAUGGAUAUUUAUUAAUGAAAAAAAUGAAACAGAAGAAAUUGAAAAAAGA
Hylaeus anthracinus is the source of this 1105-nucleotide messenger RNA. It is a transcript of the gene MED10, whose product is annotated as mediator of RNA polymerase II transcription subunit 10. The coding region runs from base 590 to 985 and encodes 131 amino acids. The record is from RefSeq and is a predicted model, not a curated record. Gene Ontology annotation, molecular function: transcription coregulator activity. Gene Ontology annotation, biological process: positive regulation of transcription by RNA polymerase II. NCBI's taxonomy places the organism in Eukaryota, Metazoa, Arthropoda, Insecta, Hymenoptera, Colletidae. Gene Ontology annotation, cellular component: mediator complex; chromatin. The transcript has 3 exons.